AAGAAAGUCAAACUUAUUCUUCUAACAUUUUCUAAGAAAAAACUUGAGUUGUAUUUAAUUUUAUAUUAUAUAUGUCUUUACCAAUAUGGCAACAUAUAUCCUUAUUGGUUUAUAUUUAUUUUUUAAUAUAUAAGUUAAACUUGAUGACUUCAAAUUCUGCUGCUGAAUGAUAGAAGAUAUGGGAUGUGAGACACCAACAAGAGACAUCAAAAUAUAAACCAGGUUAAACAGCUAUAGGAGGUGGAGCUUUGGAUCAUCAAGCUAAGGAAUUACUGAUUGAUGAAGAUAUGUUUUGGAUCAUCAAACACUUAGAGAAAGGCACAUCAUUAGAAGAAGCAUCAUCAUCUUAAAUGACGGUGAAUUAAUUAUACACAUUCCAUAAUACUGCUAAUAACUUGGUUUGAGGUGAUUGCACAAACAAAUUAAACAUGUCUAAAGAAUAUGCGGGUGAGAUUAUUAUUGAAGAAGAUGAGGAAACUUCUUCAUUGGGAUGUUGUUCCCAGAAAUGCUCUUCAUUUGAUUUGAAUGAAGAAGCAAGCAGUGAAGAAGAAGAAGAAGGAGGAGGUAAGAAUAAGAAGGAGGAGGAUGAGGCAGCAUGUGAAGAGGAGAUCAAUGCGAACGGAAGAUCAAACUCAAGAGAAGAUGAAAGAAAUAGUAACAACAAAAACAAUGAGAGAAGAGGUGGAGUUAGGCAAUAUGUUAGAUCCAAGAUGCCAAGGCUUCGAUGGACUCCUGAGCUUCAUCUCUCUUUUGUUCAUGCUGUUGAAAGACUUGGCGGUCAAGAGAGAGCAACACCCAAGUUGGUGCUUCAGUUGAUGAAUGUGAGAGGGCUCAGCAUUGCUCAUGUCAAGAGUCACUUGCAGAUGUAUCGUAGCAAGAAACUUGACGAGACCGGCCAAGUAUUAGGUCAAACAUACAGAUCGAGGCAAUUGCAUGAAGUAGUGGGACGUAGUAGAAAUCAUCAUGAGUUACUCAAUCCUCAUCAGCAUUUCAAGAUGGGAAACGGUGGCAUUAUUCUUGCAACCAAUUUCAACCAUCAUCAUCAUUUCCAAGGUUCUCUGAUGCACCAUCACCACCACCCCCACUUCUCCCUUUCAUCACGUUCACAUGCAAUCGCCACCGAUUCAGGGUAUAUAUUAUGCUCUAUAUAUAUACUAGCUAACAAUUAAGUUACAGUUAUCUUCGUCU
This is a messenger RNA of Arachis ipaensis, 1188 nucleotides long. Lineage: Eukaryota; Viridiplantae; Streptophyta; Magnoliopsida; Fabales; Fabaceae. The record is from RefSeq and is a predicted model, not a curated record.